Messenger RNA from Tribolium castaneum (red flour beetle), 2122 nucleotides. It is a transcript of the gene wg, whose product is annotated as wingless. NCBI's taxonomy places the organism in Eukaryota, Metazoa, Arthropoda, Insecta, Coleoptera, Tenebrionidae. Gene Ontology annotation, biological process: neuron differentiation; cell fate commitment; multicellular organism development. The record is from RefSeq and is a predicted model, not a curated record. Gene Ontology annotation, cellular component: extracellular region. The transcript has 4 exons. The coding region runs from base 235 to 1485 and encodes 416 amino acids. Gene Ontology annotation, molecular function: cytokine activity; frizzled binding.
GCAUUUCCACGUGUCCAGGACCACACGUGCACCACAGUGCAAAGCUCAGUGCCACAAAGAACUCUGCUGUGGGUGGUCGGAACAAAAAUUGACUCCUCCUAAGGUAACAACUCGUACUUGGUCGGUUAUGUUCGGACACAAUAACCACCCCUACUCUACCCUCUCGAGCUGAGUAAAUAGUCAGAUACAGGUGAUAUUGUUUAUUUUUUGCGUUCGUGUGUGCGGGUGGACACUAUGAAGGUGACAGUGAUAUUCGUGAUGAAUCUCUUUGUGCUCACCGCUCUCGGGGAUGUUACCAACGCCAGAAGCAAGAACCGCGGCAAGGGCUCCAUGUGGUGGGGCAUUGCAAAAGCCGGCGAGCCGAACAAUCUAUCGCCAAUAUCACCCGGAGGUGUCUACAUGGACCUUUCGUCGGCCCAUGGCACCCUGCGACGGAAGCAGCGUCGCCUGGCUCGGGAAAAUCCCGGCUUGUUGGUGGCUCUACAUAAAGGUGCCAAUAAUGCGAUUCACGAGUGCCAGCAUCAGUUUCGCAAUCAGCGCUGGAACUGUUCGACGAGAGCCUUCCCUCGAGGAAAGAACUUGUUCGGAAAAAUAGUCGAUAAAGGAUGCAGGGAAACUGCCUUCAUUUAUGCGAUAACGAGUGCUGCGGUGACCCACGCGAUCGCCAGAGCUUGCAGCGAAGGUUCGAUAGAUACGUGCAACUGCGAAACGCACUACAAAGGAAGGCCGCAUGUUUCUGGGAACGGCGGCGGGGCCGCCGUUGCCGGCGUCAGAGAUUUCGAAUGGGGCGGCUGUUCGGAUAAUAUUGGGUUCGGAUUCACGGUCAGUCGGGAGUUUGUCGACGCCGGCGAAAGGGGCAAAACCAUUCGAGAAAAGAUGAAUUUGCACAACAACGAGGCCGGAAGAUGGCACGUAAAGGAUCAGAUGCGUCAAGAAUGUAAAUGCCACGGAAUGUCCGGUUCUUGCACUAUUAAGACUUGUUGGAUGCGACUUCCUCCGUUUCGAGUGAUCGGCGACCUCCUCAAAGACCGCUUCGACGGCGCUUCUCAUGUCGCCGCCUCCGGCCACCACCGAAACAACAACAACGCGCACCAGAACCGUCCACCGAAGAACCCCAAGCUGAACGCGAUCUCCAGUAACAGCAUCCACAGUAAGAGGGAGAAUCGCCGCAAGCACAAGUACGGCUUCCAGUUGAAACCGUUCAACCCCGAGCACAAACCCCCCGGAACCAAGGAUCUGGUCUACUACGAGAUGUCGCCCGGCUUCUGCGAGAAGAACCCGAAGCUGGGGAUUCAAGGGACGCAUGGGCGGCUGUGCAACGACACCUCGAUGGGUGUCGAUGGGUGCGAUAUCAUGUGCUGCGGACGGGGGUAUCGUACCCAGGAAGUCGUCGUAUUCGAGAGAUGCAACUGUACGUUUCAUUGGUGCUGUGAAGUGAAGUGCGAUGUGUGUCGAACGAAAAGAACCAUACAUACUUGCGUUUAAAGCAUGCUCGUACUUAGAUAUUUGCCAAUUUUACGCUUUAUUCACUUGGAACUAAAGUUUUAUUUAUUUUUACGUAUUCGUAUUCUCCAGUAUUACUUAAAAUUGAUAGGGAUUUGAAAUUGAUUUGAUGUGAAUAAAGCUAGGGGAGCCCGGUGGGAGUUAACACGGCGACAGUAUUAACUCAUUACAGGCCGAACGCUUAUUAUCAGUAUUAGAAAUUAUUAUUGACAUUAUCAAUGUAAAAGACUGAUUUGAAAUUUGUUUUGAGUCAUAUUUGUACAUAUUGCGCUAAGUUAUAUUCUACGCUACAAGCAUUAGUUUUACGUGGCGGGCUGGCCACGCCAUUUUUUAUUUUUUCUGUAUUAGGUAGGUACGUACAUAUUUAUUUAUGGAAUGUAAAUACAAAAAAUCAGCAUGUAGUGUAUCUCAAAUUGUGUGAAUAUGUGACCACUUUAGGACUUAUACAGAUCGUUCUAUAAUCGCAUUAAUUUAUUGACCAUUAACUGUUGUACAUUAGCAUUUGUAAAUAUUCAUGUAGCUUAUUUAUGUAGAUAAUAAUUAGCGAGUAUUUUUCUAAUUACUUUAUUUAUAAUUAAACGUACUUGUAAAUCUCUCGAUUGCUAUAAAAUCAUUAAUA